Messenger RNA from Pan troglodytes (chimpanzee), 3266 nucleotides. It is a transcript of the gene PCDHB11, whose product is annotated as protocadherin beta 11. Lineage: Eukaryota; Metazoa; Chordata; Mammalia; Primates; Hominidae. Gene Ontology annotation, molecular function: calcium ion binding. Gene Ontology annotation, biological process: homophilic cell-cell adhesion. The record is from RefSeq and is marked validated. Gene Ontology annotation, cellular component: plasma membrane.
AUGGAGAACGGAGGGACACGCACUCAGCAGAUAAGGCAAGUCCUGCUUCUCUUUGUUUUGCUGGGAAUGUCUCAGGCGGGCUCUGAAACCUGGAGCUUUUCCGUGGCAGAAGAAAUGCAGAGCGGGAGUUUUGUAGGCAAUCUGGCAAAGGACCUGGGGCUGAAGGUGAGAGAACUGUCCUCACGGGGGGCUCGGGUGGUCUCUAAUGAUAAGAAACAGCGUUUGCAGCUGGACAUAAACACUGGGGAUGUGCUCUUAAGUGAAACACUGGACAGGGAGGAGCUCUGCGGUUCCAUCGAGCCUUGCGUGCUACAUUUCCAGGUGUUAAUGCAAAACCCCACGCAGUUUUUACAAAUUGAGCUUCAGGUCAGGGAUAUAAAUGAUCACUCUCCCAUCUUCUUGGAAAAACAAAUGCUCCUAGAAAUCCCAGAGAACAGUCCUGUUGGUGCUGUGUUCUUACUAGAAAGUGCGAAGGAUUUAGAUGUAGGAAUCAAUGCUGUAAAAAGCUACACAAUAAGCCCCAACUCUCAUUUUCACAUUAAAAUGAGAGUCAAUCCAGACAAUAGGAAAUACCCCGAGUUAGUUCUGGACAAGGCGCUGGAUUAUGAAGAGCUCCCGGAGCUCAGUUUCAUCCUCACUGCUCUGGAUGGUGGGUCCCCUCCCAGGUCUGGAACUGCCUUGGUCAGGGUGGUGGUUGUGGACAUUAAUGACAACUCCCCUGAAUUUGAGCAGGCUUUUUAUGAGGUGAAGAUUCCGGAGAAUAGCAUCCUUGGCUCGCUGAUUUUGACUGUCUCAGCUUGGGAUUUAGACUCUGGAACAAAUGGUGAAAUAUGCUAUACCUUAUCCCAUGCCUCAGAAGAUAUUCGCAAGACAUUUGAAAUUAAUCAAAAGUCUGGAGACAUUACUUUAACAGCACCUCUGGAUUUUGAAACGAUUGAGUCAUACUCAAUAAUCAUUCAAGCCACAGAUCGGGGAGGACUUUUUGGAAAAUCUACAGUCAGAAUUCAGGUGAUAGAUGUAAAUGACAAUGCUCCUGAAAUCACUGUGUCAUCAAUUACCAGUCCAAUCCCAGAAAAUACGCCAGAGACCGUGGUUAUGGUUUUUAGUAUCCAAGAUAUAGACUCUGGGGACAACGGAAGAAUUGUUUGUUCCAUUCCGGAAGACCUCCCAUUCGUGCUAAAAUCUUCAGUUGAGAAUUACUACACGUUGGAAACAGAGAGACCACUGGACAGAGAGAGCACAGCCGAGUACAAUAUCACCAUCACCGUCACUGACUUGGGGAUACCCAGGCUGAAAACCGAGCACAACACAACUGUGUUGGUCUCUGACGUCAAUGACAACGCCCCCACCUUCACCCAAACCUCCUACACCCUGUUCGUCAGCGAGAACAACAGCCCCGCCCUGCACAUCGGCAGUGUCAGCGCUACAGACAGAGACUCAGGCACCAAUGCCCAGGUCAACUACUCGCUACUCCCGCCCCAGGACCCGCACCUGCCCCUCGCCUCCCUGGUCUCCAUCAACGCAGACAACGGCCACCUGUUCGCCCUCAGGUCGCUGGACUACGAGGCCCUGCAGGCGUUCGAGUUUCGCGUGGGCGCCACAGACCGCGGCUCCCCGGCGCUGAGCAGCGAGGCGCUGGUGCGAGUGCUGGUGCUGGACGCCAACGACAACUCGCCCUUCGUGCUGUACCCGCUGCAGAACGGCUCCGCGCCCUGCACCGAGCUGGUGCCCCGGGCGGCCGAGCCGGGCUACCUGGUGACCAAGGUGGUGGCGGUGGACGGCGACUCGGGCCAGAACGCCUGGCUGUCGUACCAGCUGCUCAAGGCCACGGAGCCCGGGCUAUUCUGCGUGUGGGCACACAAUGGCGAGGUGCGCACCGCCAGGCUGCUGAGCGAGCGCGACGCGGCCAAGCACAGGCUAGUGGUGCUGGUGAAGGACAAUGGCGAGCCUCCGCGCUCAGCCACCGCCACGCUGCAUGUGCUCCUGGUGGACGGCUUCUCCCAGCCCUACCUGCCGCUUCCUGAGGCGGCCCCGGCCCAGGCCCAGGCCGACUCGCUCACCGUCUACUUGGUGGUGGCAUUGGCCUCGGUGUCGUCGCUCUUCCUCUUCUCGGUGCUCCUGUUCGUGGCGGUGCGGCUGUGCAGGAGGAGCAGGGCGGCCUCGGUGGGUCGCUGCUCGGUGCCUAAGGGCCCCUUUCCAGGGCAUCUGGUGGACGUGAGCGGCACCGGGACCCUUUCCCAGAGCUACCAGUACGAGGUGUGUCUGACGGGAGGUUCCAAGACAAAUGAAUUCAAGUUCCUAAAACCGGUUAUCCCUAAUAUCCAGGCAAAAGGUCUUGGGAAGAAUAGCGAAGAAAACUCCACCUUUCAAAAUAGCUUUGGAUUUAAUUUUUAGUAAGAAUGCUAUUUACAUUUUCAUGUACUUUUUUAGUUUUAUGUAACCAUAUCAAUAUUAUUUAGUCUUAAACUAGUUACCUUAUUAUGCAAUACAACUAAUUGUAUUUUUAAUUUUUUUCUUUUCUCCCCCCACUUUUUUUUUUUUUUUUUUUUUUUUUUUUGAGACCGAGUCUCGUUCUGUCGCCCUGGCUGGAGUGCAAUGGUGUGAUCUCAGCUCACUGCACCCUCCGCCUCUCGGGUUCAAGCAAUUCUCCUGCAUCAGCCUCCCGAGUAGCUGGCAUUACAGGCGCCCACCACCACGCCCGGCUACAUUUUUUUUUAAAUCUUUAGUAGAGACGGGGUUUCACCACGUUGGCCAGGCAGGUCUUAAACUCUUGACCUCAUGUUCCACCCGCCUCGGCCUCCCAAAGUGCUGGGAUUACAGGUGUGAGCCACCGUGCCCGGCCUUUUUCUUUUCUUUUUUGAUACAGAGUCUUAGUCACCCAGACUGGAGGUCAGUGGUAGGAUCUCAGCUCACUGCAACCUGUGCCUCCUGGGCUCAAGGCUGCCACCUCAGCCUCCAAGUAGCUGGGACUACAGGUGUGCACCACCAUGCCCGGCUACUUCUUGUAUUUUUUGUAGAAACGGAUCGUCACCAUAUUUCUUAGGCUGGCCUUUAACUUCUGAGCUCAAGAGAUGCACUCCCCUCAGCCUCCCAAAGUGCUGGGAUUACAGGCGGCCAGGCCUAUUUUCAAUUUUCAAGUAUUGCAUAUCAUUGUGAAUAACAUUGUAAAUCCUUUUUAUAUUAAGUAACAGGUAGUUAAUCCAUUUCUAAUGAAUAAUUUUAAGGUUUUAAUCCUUUCUAAGUGUACAAUAAUUUACUGAUUAUUA